Molecule: messenger RNA, 3966 nt
Organism: Esox lucius (northern pike)
Lineage: Eukaryota; Metazoa; Chordata; Actinopteri; Esociformes; Esocidae
Product: oocyte zinc finger protein XlCOF6-like
Exons: 4
Coding region: 172-2487 (771 amino acids)
Source: RefSeq, a predicted model, not a curated record
GUAGUUGACAAGGAGAAGGGAAGCUAUCAUUUUUUUUUAAUAUUAACCAGCUAGCUAGCUACUUCACUUCUAAAUGCUUUAAAUGAAUUAAUCAUAAUCCACCGACAAACGGGUUUUCGCUGUCUAGUCAUUGUUUAUAUUAUUAUGGUAAUGCCACUUCAGUAGAACAAUAUGAGCGGAGAGAGGGAAACAUUGUUGGAUGAAAUCGAACAGAGUUUGUGGAAUUUAACCGAGGACAAUUUACGUCACCUGUGUGAACGGUGUGGAAUAGCUGGCAAAGAUGGCUCCGAAGUUAAAGGAAGUAAUUAUCGCUCAUUGCGGCGUAAAAUCGAAGAAUAUUGCGAGAGUGAUGAUCUAAUGAAAUUACAGGACCAGGGAAUGUCUUGGUUACUCCAACUGAAAAAAGACAUAACAACCAUACAGGAAGACGCUAGUCACAGCCUGUCAACGCAAGUGGACCCAUUAGACAGCACCGAGCCAAGCAGAACCAAGAACGAGGGGGAUGCCGAUCGGUUGCCCGACCCAGCUACGCAGACGGACAGAACAGAACCGAGAGAUAGCGAGUCAGAAGAGCCAUCCAGCCAAUCCCAGGCCAGCUCCACUGAGCACCAACCCACAGUGACCCCAACUCUUGACAGUAACCUCGGUGACCCGAGGUCGAAACUAGGCAGCCUGAGGAUAGUUUUACAAAAAGUUGUCGUCGUCAAGGAGGAGGAAGAGGACUGGGACUGUUACGUUACAGGAGACAGUCCCAACCAACCAUCUGCAAGUGAAUAUAGCCCUUCUACAUCGGAAGAAACUGAACAUUCGUCAUCUGGAGAUCCGGAACAUUCUGAUUCAGAAGAUCCUGAACAUUCUACAUCGGAAGGAACGGAACGACGACGGAGGAAACGUAAAACAGAGAAGACUCACAGCUGCCUGGAGUGCGGAAAGAAGUUUGUCUCCUCAUACACACUAAAAAGACACCAGAAGAACUCUCACACAGGUGAGGAGACAGAGAGAAGCAGUCAUCACUCUGAAACUAAGGGACGGAGUCCUGUUUCAGGAGAACUGGGACAACAAAAGAGAAAAUGGGGAGUCAGGAAGACCCACUCCUGCCCAGAGUGUGGGAAACACUGUCAAUCCUUAUCAGCACUUAAAGUUCACAAGAGAACCCACACCGGGGAGAAGCCUUACCUCUGCUCCGAGUGUGGGAAAGGCUUCACUUAUCAAAGUAGCUUGAGAAUACACCAAAAGAAAGACCCAGCUGAGAAGAUCACUUGCUGCUGUGGACAGGAAUUCUCGUCAAAGUGUGUUCUUGAGGUCCACUUGAAAACAGACACUGGAACCAAGCCGUACACCUGUUGUGUGUGUGGCAAGAGGUUCCGGAAAGAAUCACUGAAAGAACACCAGCGAUCACAUACAGGAGAAAUGCCUUACUCCUGUCAAUUCUGCGGAAAGGGAUACUCCAAAAAGCCAGCUUUCAAAGCCCAUGAGCGCACACACACCGAGGAGAAACCUGCGUGCUCGGUGUGUGGACGAACCUGCUCUAAUAAGACUACGUUAAAGGUCCACCAGAGGACGCACACAGGAGAGAAGCCUUACCUCUGUUCUGAGUGUGGGAAGGGCUUCAUCAGUAAAGCUCACCUGACAACGCACCAGCGAUUCAACUGUUCGGAGGGAGAGGAGAGACGCAGAGCGAAGCCAUUUCACAAGUGCCCAGACUGUGGGAAGGAGUUCACUCAAGCUAACAAACUGGAGAGACACAUGAGAACCCACACAGGAGAGAGGCCUUACCAGUGCUCUGUUUGUGGGAUGAGGUUCAACCAAAAAGGGAAUCUCAAAACGCAUUUUAAAGUGCACACAGGAGGGGAUCCAAGUUUGCUGGCAGACAUGGAAGCAACUCUCUCUCCUUCCAACGCUGCUGACAGACCUCUGGACAACAGGCGUAAAGCCGGCAGGCCCCCACGAUGCCUGGAUCAGCGUGAUGAGGAGGAAGCCCACGAUCUCCCGGCAUCACAGACGGACGAAACCCAGAACCUCCCAACCACACAGAAACCCCCUAUAUCUCUCCGUGUAGACAAACACCUCCUCUGCCCAGAGUGUGGCAAGACCUACCCCCGGGAAUACGACCUCAAGGUCCACCUCAGAACACACACAGGAGAGAGACCAUACCAGUGCGAUGAGUGUGGGAAGACCUUUGUCCGAAAGCAAGGUCUGCGGCAGCACCGACGGUCGCACGCUCCCAAGCCCAUGGGGCCGACCCGUCAGUUAGGCAGGCCCCCCAGUAUGGGAUCCGCCGGUAAAAGGACCAACCCCUCGGCACACAGGAUUGGCCGAACCAAGCAGCAGCACUCCAGGGUUGACAGAAACACAAUUCCGUACCCUAACAUGGAGAGACCCAUGCCAAUGCACGCCGUGGAGAGACCCAUGCCACUGCACAGAGUGGAGCGACCCAUGCCACUGCCCGACAUGGAACGAGAGCAUUGGCAGUACUGGCAUCUUUAAGCACCAGGCGCUUUGUCCCCCACCCGCCACACGUGUCAGAUGGAGUCCUAAUAGCUACCUUACAUACCGUAGCAUUGUGUGUUGUGCAUCUCAAGUGACUCUGUAUUCCGUAGCUCAAGAAUGUACUCUUGAAAAGCUGGAAUGCUUCUCUGUGAAAUGGCUGCAUGCAUUUGGGAUAUUACAGCAACAUAGCUAAAGACGAGGAAUGCUGUUUUUCCAGUCCCGGACAAAUUUGCGAGUGUGAUAGAACAGCGGAAUUUGAACGGCCAAUUCGAGCCUUCCACCAUUACUGACCACGCCUAUUCCACUUGUUGUUCCUGUUGCUCAUCAUGAAAAUAAUUAGAAUUUAUUUUAGGGUAUGUGAAGUGGCAUUCACUGGUAUUUGUUUCCUGUGAGACACCAUGUCAGAAAAGUUUCUAUCAAGUCUUCGAAAUACACAGGCUAAGAUGACAGGACAUUUUAAAAUGUUUUUUUUCCAUGUACACUUUAUGUACACAAUGAAAUAUUCAAUGUGCAUUUUUUCUUUACAAAUGCAGAAAGAACAUGAAAUGAGACACACCUAAAUGCCUCACUGCCCCUUUCCCUCAAAACAUCAAGAUGAACAAAAUGUUACUUAAGAAACAUGAUCAGUGCAGUGUUUGACUCGUUAAAGGCACGCUUUGGUCACAUGAUCACCCAGUUGAAAUCGCCAAGCUCCUGGCGUGAACCCCACCCGGUCUCAGACAGGUCAACACUAAUCCCAAAUCCAACCACAAUGGUGCAGAAGGUGGACUGAGAGGGAGAUGCACUGAUCUGUUUUAAUGAAUAAGUUGUCUAAUUUUGUAUGCAAAACCAAUGAUUUGUUUGCAAUUAAGGUAAUUUAGAAGAAAACUAUUUUUAUCCAGUACAGUCUCUAAAGGUCCAGUCACCUCAUGUUAGAACAUGGCUCUGUGUUUUACAGUAAGAGGUUUGUCAGCUUAAAACAGUUUUUCAGAGCAUCUGUGCUUAUUACAUAGUGAAAUGGCACCUGUGGUUGCUUAGGUCUUCCAUAAAACCCCUAGCUUUUUUCACAGAAAAAUAUAUCCUAUACUUUCCUUGUUUUGAAAUCCAUACCUUAAGUGAUGCUUGUUAACGUUCAGGCUAAGCGUCAGUUCUUAACCAAACUUCCCCGUUAAAGAAGAUAACGGGAGCCAUUUGGGAUGCACAACAUGUAAGAUAACUAAAGCUGAUUGUUCUUUUCACUGCCAUCGUGUAUGCGCGCCUGCAUAUUGCGUGUUGCGCAUGGAUGUUGUUGCUUUCUCAUCUCUGAUCAGUACAGAAGAGCACUGUGCUUUGUAAGAUAGUUGUAGUCCUGUGCACAUUUCAAUAAGCAAAAAACGAUUGCAUUUUAGUGCUUUCUUGUAUUUUAGAUCUUGUUUUACUUUACUGUCAUGAUACUUCAAUUCACAGUGACCUGCAUGCCAUACACUGCCAUGGUCCAAUAAAUGAACAUUGGGGGGG